Messenger RNA from Pyrus x bretschneideri (Chinese white pear), 777 nucleotides. RefSeq names its product embryo-specific protein ATS3B-like. Gene Ontology annotation, molecular function: protein binding. NCBI's taxonomy places the organism in Eukaryota, Viridiplantae, Streptophyta, Magnoliopsida, Rosales, Rosaceae. Bases 16 to 636 code for a protein of 206 amino acids. The record is from RefSeq and is a predicted model, not a curated record. The transcript has 3 exons.
UCCAUCCCCUGACGGAUGCUUUUCUUUGACUCCUCCGCAUCCCGCAAGUCGUCGUCGCAUUCUAUCUGCGGCAAAUCAUCAAACAUGUUCGGAGCACUCUUUCUUCUUCUCCAAGCUUGCUUUCUUUUUACGCUCUCACAAGCCAAGCUAAGCAUCAUACGGCCGGAAGCCGCCGCCAAGGACUUCAACGUCAGCAAAAUCCCGAACGCGGGGACUUGUUCUUAUACGGCGAUUAUAACUACGAGCUGCUCCUCGACGAGGUACACGAGGGAUCAGAUCAGUAUCUCCUUUGGGGAUGCUUAUGGAAAUCAGAUUUAUGCUCCGCGACUGGAUGAUCCAUCUUCGAGAACAUUUGAACUGUGUUCUACAGACACAUUCGAUAUAUACGGCCCCUGUGCAUAUCAAAUCUGCUACUUGUACCUCUACAGAACCGGACCGGAUGGUUGGAAGCCUGAGUAUGUGAAAAUCUAUGGUCACAAUUCCAGGGCAGUUACAUUUACCUACAAUACCUUCAUUCCCAAUGAUCUUUGGUACGGGUUUAACUGGUGCAACGCCGCCCCCUCUUCCGCCCAGAAAUCUGCUCAGAGAUGGUCUAUGUUUGCCAUAGCCGGGCUUAUUGGUUUUCUUAUAUUGUAAAUCUUGCAUUUGCCACUAUGAUCAUAGCCUCUUACAUUUUGCUUUGUUUUAUUCGUAUAUCAGUAUUUUAGAAGAAAAAUAAGUAUAAACACUUUGUACUUGUGGAUUGGGCGAUAUAUGAAUCCCCUUGUUAGUAGAUUA